CGCCAAAAUUUUAUAUUCGAAAUUGGUAUAUAAGCCGCGGCACCAACACUAAUGUCACUAAGUCGACCAUAGCUCAAAUAUAGAAAAUGAUCCGCUUAACUCAAUUGUUCGUGUUGUUGGCGGUAACAGUUUAUGGGAUUGUAGGAGAUGACCACGGUCCGCUUUUCCUCAAGUUCAAAGACCGGAUGUCCAAAGACGAAUGGGUGAAAUGCGCCGAGUCUGCCGGAUCUACAGUCACCCAAAUGAACGAGAUGCUGAAAAAUCACCAGAGAAGCAGCGAGGUGCAAUGUUUCCUCAAAUGCAUCAUGGAAACGACGGGUAUUAUCGGUUCCGACGGCAAAAUCGACUUGGCGAAGGCAAAGGACGAUGCGCCCAAAUUCCUGACCGCCGAGGAAGUCGACGAGUUGGUCAAGUGUCUCGAAGGCAUCGACAAAAUUGCCAGCUGCGAGGACAUGAAGAAAUUCCACGACUGCAAACCCAAAGCCCCGGCUUAGGUCUUUUAUUUUAUUUACUUCGUCUGUCCGUAUGUUUGAACGUCAAUAAAAUGUGAUUGAA
Molecule: messenger RNA, 555 nt
Organism: Cylas formicarius (sweet potato weevil)
Lineage: Eukaryota; Metazoa; Arthropoda; Insecta; Coleoptera; Brentidae
Exons: 3
Coding region: 87-494 (135 amino acids)
Molecular function (GO): odorant binding
Source: RefSeq, a predicted model, not a curated record